Ruditapes philippinarum (Manila clam) is the source of this 2500-nucleotide messenger RNA. RefSeq lists its product as uncharacterized. NCBI's taxonomy places the organism in Eukaryota, Metazoa, Mollusca, Bivalvia, Venerida, Veneridae. The transcript is spliced from 2 exons. The coding region runs from base 669 to 1730 and encodes 353 amino acids. Gene Ontology annotation, molecular function: zinc ion binding; nucleic acid binding. The record is from RefSeq and is a predicted model, not a curated record.
UAUUAUGAUCCAUAUUUUUACAUUAUGAAUGAUUGUGAUAGUUUACAUCACAAUCAUUAUUUUUAAAAUAGAUAUUUCAUAUUUUAUAUCAAAAUCUUUGUUUUUAAAUGUAGAUUUCAAAUAUAAUAGUUUUAUUUUGGUAACUUUAAAAUAGUUACAAUUUUACUUAAAAAUAGUGUUUUUCAUUUAAGUUUUAUUUUAUGUAAGCUGUCCAACAAAGACUUGUUAAAGUAACUUUAUAUCAAGCUUUAAAGCCAAGCUACAAUAAGUGACAAUUAGCACUUAAACAAACAAGUCUUGAUAAGCAGUCAGCUUACUCCUUUCUUUUUCCAUUCUUAUCUAAAUGCUUAAAUAUAUGGUUAAACAAAAAUAGCAACUUUUGCAGGAAAUCAUCCUAAUGUUUCCUUCUUAGGACAUUUUAUACAUUAAUGUUUAUUUGCAUAUGGUUUAACAGAGUUGAACAAAACUUCCAGCUUCAACUGUCCCAGUAUCAUUCGAAAAUUGGGCGUUGAAGUAAUAAACUGGAUUUUUAAUAUAUAAAGUGUUAACUCUGUUAUUCCAGGGUUUCGUCAUAAAGGACUUAAACACAGUCUGCCCAUGAUUAAUCAAUAAAAAAAGGACAACUGUCGUAGGAUCAUAAAAUUCUGGUGGAGUACGAUCCUUUCCCUAUGACAACGCCUAAUUCAUGUAAGAGACCAGUCCUAAGAAACCUUGAGAGUCGACGUCAGAAGACCCCAGAAAGAUAUUCCCAAACACCAAGGAAAUCUCGCACUGGGAAGAGCAAAAAGACGCAGACUUUAACAGAUAACCAGACAACACUUAGAGAGGAGACAAUAGAGACUGCUGAAUCCAUUGACAUCCCAGCAGAAGAAAUUCCUGAACUUCUUACCAAACAAACACCUAUGAUGGCAUCUGGAAUGAAUGUUAAAAUUGUGACAUUUCAAGGUCAGCCAGGUUCCAAGGGUGAAACAUGGUUGAAGGAAUACACCUCUAUUUGUAAAGUCCUCUACAAUUUCAAUGAUGAGAAGGUAAAACUGACCUUUCCAUUCCAUCUUACUGGACAAGCCCAAGCAUGGUACCAAUCUUUACCAGAUGAAACAAAGGACAAUAAGGAUAAUCUUGUUGAAGCCUUCAAAAAGCGAUUUGAUGGUAGUGAUGGUGGAUAUACCUUAAAUGCUGUGAGACAAGAACCAAAUGAAACAGUAUGUGAUUACACAACCAGAUUUUACAAUUUGACUAAUGACAAAAACAUGCCAGAUUCAUGGCUUAUUUCGAAGUAUGUGGACGGUUUAACCCCAUCAAUUAAGAGAAUUGUCAAACCACAAGAACUGUUAUCUUUGGAUAUUGCCAGAAGAGCCGCUAUAAGGGCUGAACAAUCAGAAUUAGACACUGUUCAAGUUUCAGUUGUAAGUGAAAAUUCACAAUCAAGUGCUAUUGAGGCUAAAUUGAACACUCUCAUUAAACUUAUGACUCACCAAUCAACUGUGAACCAGUCCAGGCAAGAACCAGUUCAGUACCAUCAGGAUCCACCCCAGACCUGGAGCAGGAGGAGGCAGAACCGAGACUAUCAUUCACAACAAGGUAGGAAUAUGAAUAAUAUUUCUCGCAAGGUUAAUAGCCAUUUUUGUAAAAUCUGCUCAAAAACAGGUCAUUUUGAACAACAUUGUCCAGAAAUAGGAAGUUUUAAAUCUUUUCAGGAAGCACGCAAGCCCUCUAAUCAAAAUCAAUAGGGAUUCGCGCCUGUUCAUAGACAAUCAUCUGUGAAUAGGCAUAAAGGGAAUGUAGUUCUAAAUCAGAAUUUAAAAGAGAAAAACAGGACUGAUUUACAAAACAAACAACAAAAACUUUCAAAAAGAAAUUAAACAACAAAACAGAAACAAAAACCUAUUUCUUUAAUAGAACCUCUUCACAAAAAUACUGUUCAAGUUAAGGUUCUAGGUGUAAAAAACUCAAGCUUUAGUAGACACUGGUGCCUCUAUUUCAUGUAUUUCUAAAACCUUUCUUAAAAAGGCUGGUUUAAAUUUAAACAAUCUAAAGGCAUCAAAUUUAUGUCAAGUCAAAGGUGUUAGUGGAGCAAACAACACCUGUACUAGGUUACUUAAAUGUCCCUAUAGUCAUAUCUGGGCUGUGUUUCAACUACAAGCUUCAUGUGCUAGAUUCACUUCAUCAUUCUCUUAUCAUUGGGAUAGAUUUUCUAUAUGACAAUCAAUUGUUUUGUUGACUUGGGCAAGGGUACCCUGUAUAUUAAAGAAAAUACUGUCUCAGUUCAAAUGACAGUAAGGUCAGGUACUGCUAAAACUACAAAGCCUGUAUGUCUCUUGGCACGAGAAGAAGUUGAUAUUCCUGUUUCAAUCACUAGAAAGUUUAAGAAGGAAACUGUGCUGUUAGAACCAAUAAAUACUUCUAAAAACUAUAGGGUGGCCAGGUGUCUUGUAAAAGCCAAACAAAAUCGCAAUGCCCAAAAUUCCAGAGCAGUGAUAAGAAUUUUAAAACCCUACUA